AUGUCAUUAGAACAAUAUAAAGAACUAGCUAAACAGGAACAACAUGAAGUUCCUAAAUCAUUUAUUCCAAAAAUAAUUUAUAGUUUUAAAUUAUUAAGUCAAUUCCUUUUAUAUUCAAAAAAUACAGAAUUAGAAAAAGCAUUGAUUCAAGAUGAAGAAACAUUUACAUCAGAUAUCACAAAUACAUAUAGUUUUAUAGAUGAUGUUGAAAAUGUUGGUAAACUAUUUGGUAUUAAAGUUCCACAUCCUCUUAGUACACAAUUGAAUAAUAGUUCAUUAUCAAAUGAAAUUAUUACAAAUUUAGAAUCUAAAAUUAAUGAAACUCCAGUAUUAGUAUUUAUUCAUGGAUUAGGAGGUAAUUUCCAACAAUUUGAUGAAAUUAUAAAAGAAUUUGCAGGUAUAACUGAUAUUUUUGCAAUUGAUUUACCAGGUUCAGGUAGAUCACAGGAUAUAAAUUCAAAUUUUAAAUUAACUUUAGAUAAUUUUGUUGAAGUUGUUCAUAAACAAUUAGAAUCCAAUGGAUAUAUUGGUCGUGAUAUUGUUCUUAUUGGUCAUUCAUAUGGUACACAAGUGAUAUUGAAAUUGAAUACAGUAAUACCAAAUGUUAAAAGUCUUAUAUUAUUAGCACCACCUAAAAUCCCAUUAAUAAGAACUAAAAAGGAGAAAUUUUUCCUUGGAUUAUUUGCUAGAUUGCCAAUAUUAUUUGAAUUUUUCAGAAAAUUGGAUAGAUUAAAUAAUAUUAAAAGUAUUUCUAUGGGUAGAUUAUUUCAUAAUGAAGAUACAUCAGAUUUUUUAAAAUUUAAACAAUUUAGAUUUAAUCUUUUAACAAAUUCAUCAAAUUUUAUUAAACAUGCUAAAAAUUGGAUUCCAUUAAGUGUUAGUGAUGCAUUAGAAUCAUCACAAAUUAUUGAACAAAAUCAUGGUAAGAUUUUAAUAAUUGAUGCAUCAGAUGAUAAAUUAACUAAAAGAGGUGGAUCAACUUAUUAUGAUUUAAUUGGAUCAGGAGUUUCUACUUAUGAAGUUUUAGAAAAUUCAGGUCAUAAUUUUAUAUUAGAAUCUUACAAAAGUUUAAAUUUGAUAUUGGCUAAAUUUUUAUCAAAUUUGAAUCCAAAUUUAUCCAAGAAUCAUAUUGAUGAUGUUAGAUCACAAAUUGCCAAUGAACAAUAA
Molecule: messenger RNA, 1167 nt
Organism: Hansenula ciferrii
Lineage: Eukaryota; Fungi; Ascomycota; Saccharomycetes; Phaffomycetales; Wickerhamomycetaceae
Gene: LDH1
Product: triacylglycerol lipase
Exons: 1
Coding region: 1-1167 (388 amino acids)
Source: RefSeq, a predicted model, not a curated record